AUGUAUCCCCCAUCAACCCUACCCAAUCCACUGGAAAUAGUACUAGGGACACUUUGCUCCAACGAGAUGGCAUCAUCAGACCCACGGGUAUUCAGUGAUGAGGAUGACCUAGACAAAAGAACGACCGAGAUUUGCGAGGUUUUGAUGUUGUCGACAUCUAAACUGCUGGUGCACAAUCACGUCACGUCCGCCAUCAUAAGAUGUGUUGGAAGCACCGACGUUGAUGGCUUUGUGUAUGGCGGCCCCAGUCAAUUGGGUGUCGACGUGAUGGUGGAAGGAAGGUUAUUGCAUUACUGUAAUCGAGUUAACACUGUAAGCAACUGUUCAAGUCUCCAAGGGCGAUCGUGGUGCGGAAGACCUGACAAAAAGCUUUUGGACACAAGGAUAGAACCAACUUAUAUAUUCAUGACCUUCACCCUCGCAAUGCCUACUCUGACCAUUCAAGCUGCAGAAAAGUUGACGGUGGCCAACCUGAGAGGCACAAGCAGAAGUUGGUACGGUUGCGGGAGGUCACAUGCUGCACUCAACUCAAAUGUCUCCAAGUCUAACAAGCCCACCCUAAACCAACAUGUGACCUGUUCAUAUUUCGAAACCGGCAACUUUUCAAGCCUAUGCUUCCUUUCCUUCCACCCUCAUAAGCACACUAACGUCGCCACCACCACCCACAACCUGUCCUACCUCCCUUGA
Laccaria bicolor S238N-H82 is the source of this 687-nucleotide messenger RNA. RefSeq lists its product as uncharacterized. The transcript has 10 exons. The record is from RefSeq and is a predicted model, not a curated record. Lineage: Eukaryota; Fungi; Basidiomycota; Agaricomycetes; Agaricales; Hydnangiaceae. Bases 1 to 687 code for a protein of 228 amino acids.